Caenorhabditis remanei is the source of this 348-nucleotide messenger RNA. RefSeq lists its product as uncharacterized. The record is from RefSeq and is a predicted model, not a curated record. Bases 1 to 348 code for a protein of 115 amino acids. Lineage: Eukaryota; Metazoa; Nematoda; Chromadorea; Rhabditida; Rhabditidae. The transcript is spliced from 4 exons.
AUGAUCAGAUCCAAGCCAUGUGUCACACCUCUUCUCUUUGCUAUCAACCAAUCCCGUGUUAACCUGGCUCUAUCAGUUGUUUUUAAUCAUUGCGAGAAUCCGGCAUAUUUGAAUUAUUGGCUCAACACGGAGCUUCGAAUUCCGGCACGAGUACGGGUAAUGUGCCGUAUUGCUGAUUGGCACCUUUACGAUCGCGCUUUUCCCGGAUGCAUCAUGGGAUCCAAGGCUGUACUUGUUGAGUUCGAAAGUAUCACCGGUUUUGAUUUCAUGAUAACUCAUAUGGCUACGAUUCAAACAAGUGUCGCAUUCACUACCAAUAUCCGGAAUGACAAUAACAACAAUUUGUGA